Molecule: messenger RNA, 4187 nt
Organism: Pangasianodon hypophthalmus (striped catfish)
Lineage: Eukaryota; Metazoa; Chordata; Actinopteri; Siluriformes; Pangasiidae
Gene: sdccag8
Product: SHH signaling and ciliogenesis regulator sdccag8
Exons: 17
Coding region: 308-2353 (681 amino acids)
Biological process (GO): centrosome cycle; establishment of cell polarity; neuron migration
Cellular component (GO): centriole; centrosome
Source: RefSeq, a predicted model, not a curated record
UCAAUAAUAUUGUAUAGUAUAGUGAUUUAAUCUAUUAGAAUGUUUUUUAAUUUACAUUUAUCUCCGUCGCUUUAAAUUUCCGCCAUGUUGUAGUUUUUUACUCUGGCAACCCUGUUUAGUGAAAACGAGGACGCAGUCUGUAAAGGACUACAUAUCCCAGUGACCCCCACGACGUUUACGGAAGUAAAGCUCUUCAGUUCGACCGUUACACCGGCUGUACGCUUUAUCAACAUAUCAGCUGUAUUAGAAAACAGAAACAGCUACAGGGAAAGAAACCGGUUGCCUUUUGCAUGGCCUCUUGAUAUAAAUGCUAAAAAUGAAACCUUCACUGGAGUCCGACGAAGAGGAAGAGAUAGGAACAUAUCAGAAGAAAUUAAGAGAGAGGGCCAACCGCAGUAUUCAGCAGCUAAGCAACAUGCUGGUGAACCAGAGCUCUGAUGCGGAGGCGCUGGAGCAGUCGAGCAGUCAGCACAGUCCUCCAGAGAGCUCCAGAGAACAAAGACAGCAGAGCGAAGCAGUCAGUCAGCUCCGUUCAUUGCUUCAAAAACAACCUCAAGAAGUCAACUCUCCUUCCCCUUCGAAAAGGAAACCUGUUCCAAAGAGACAAGCAGAUGAAGAUGAUGGAAGUUUACCUCCAGUCCAGGACCUGGUUCCCAUCAUUCACAACCAGUCUGAGUACAUCCAGCACCUUGAGGCUGAGGUCAAGUUCUGCAAGGAAGAACUACUUGCGAUGAAGCAGCGAGUCAGAGUAGUUGUUGUGGAGAAUGAAAAACUACAUGAGGAGCUCAAGGCAAAGAUGGUGGAAGACACUCUGAAGGAAUACAGUCUCCUGGAUGGCACGGUAAAUGCUGAAACUUCAGUAGAUAAAAUUACCUCAACACCCGCAGCAAAACCAAGACGGGAUUUCAUUCAAAAAACAGACGACAAGAAGUGGGAAAAAGAGCUGGAGCAGUUAAAAUGUUUGUACCAAGCACAGACUGAGACGCUAGAAGCUCAGGUAGUUUCACUGAAGAAGGAAUUGGUGAGUUGUCAGGCAGAAUGUGAGGACCUGAAGGAGCGUCUGAGGCAUAAGGAAGCAAUGGCAAGUGUAUCGGGGACUGGUCAGCGUGUCGGAGGUCUGUGUGUGAAAUGUGCGCAGCAUGAGGCUGUACUGGCUGAAACACACUCCAACAUUCACAUCCAGGCCAUCGAGCGACUCACCAAAGAGCGAGACGAGCUGAUGACGGCGCUGUGCUCUCUGAGGGCCAGUCAGAGCGAGGCGCAGCAAAGGGAGUGGGCUGCUUAUCAUCAGGUCAAACAGGCUGUGGAGAUGGCAGAGGAGGCUAACCUGGAGAAGACCAAGGCACUAGUACAGUGUGAGCACGUUUUCGCUGAGCUGGCUAGACAAAGGGAGAGACUGGAGAAGGAACUUGCUUUAGAGCAGGAGAAGAUUGCACAGGCGAGGGGUGCUGCCCGCUCCGAGAGCAAGAGAGAGAAAGAGGAGCUCGCCCAGAUGGUGACCUCGCUGUCAUGCAGAGUGGCCGAGCUAGAGGGACUUUUGGAUAGAGGAGACAGAGAGAGGAAUUCCCUCAACACUCAGCUAGAGGAGGCCUUUAAGAAGCUCACCACUCAGGAGACGGACAACAGCAGGGUGUGUGGGGAGCUGCGCUACCAGCUGAGUCAGGCCCAGCUUAAGAGAGAAGAGGCUGAGAGGGAAUUACGGGACUCUCGCUCUAAACUGGGCCGGCAGCUCGAGGUAGCACAACAGGAAGUGCAGAAGCUGGGUGCAGAGCUGAGUGGCAGCCAGCAGCGUUUGGAGGAGGCCCAGAGGGCAGAGGGCCGAGCUCGGACGGAGGCAGCCGGCCUGGCAGAGGGGCUGAACCGCGCCCAGCGCCAACUGCACCUCACCAGAAAGGAAAAGGAGGCACUGGAGCGCCGUUGUGCAGAGGACAUGGCUGCUCUGACCUUCCAGGCUCAACGGCGCGAGCAUGAGCUGACACAGACGCUCCAGCAAAUGGAAACGCAGCACGAGAGGAAUGUUGCAGACAUGGAUGCCUUGCUGAGCUUGCAGAAUGGCCUCAUAGGCAAGCUGAAGGAUGAGUGUCACACUCUUUGUUCAAAAAUGGAAGAGCUGACCCAGUCUAACAGGGCCGAGGUAGAACAGCUUUCUUUAGAGAAGGAGCACCUGCAGGAGAGCAUGGAGAAGCUUCGAGGUCGCUGUCAGGAGAUGGAGGAACAGUGUGUACAGCAUGGGAGAAUGCACCAGCGCAUGAAACACAGAUUCUAUUUUCAGAGAUCAAGAAUGACAGGUGGUGUAAAACAUCAACCUUCUUUUGGUGUGCUAUUGAACCUGCACGGUUACAGAUCUCCAUAGUGAAGCUAGGGGGCAGCAGUGUGCCUCUUCUCCCUCCUCCCACACUCCAGCCCCUCCACGACCAGCUGUCCCAUGAUGCCCGCGGCUCUGUGGCCUGCUGGAGGAGAGGUGUGGAGUUCUGGCUCUGCUCGUGUACCGAGCGCAUCCCAAGGCAAGCUGUAAAAUGUUCCACAGUGCAUCCAUGCGCUUCUUGUCUAGCACAAGGGUCUUGUUUAUGACACCAAAAAGUGCUCACUGUGCUCCUUUAAAAGGCCCUCGGUGCAAGCUUUUAGGAAAAUAACAGCUGACUGUGGUUAAAUGGUCUAACUCGGGCUGAGGUGCAGGUGGUGGUGAAUAUACAGUUGCAUACAUGCGCACAGAGCACUGCUACUGAAUGGAAAUGAGGUUUUUUUAGUCGCAGGAUGUGUCGAGAGCUGCGCAGGUGAUGAUGCAUACUGCAAGUAAUCGUUUGCAUGUUUAGAGAUUAGCAGAACAAAAGUUCAGAAGCAGCGUUAAGUUUGUAAAAAAAAAAAAAAUGAAUAUGGAAAUAUUAUUCUGUCUAAGAGACAAGGUAUAAGUAAUGAUUAAUUGAAGACUAAAGUUUUAUUGAAACUCUAAUCAUACGCACCUGAUUCUCACAUGAAGAUGCUCCUGACGACUCGAUCAAGUGAAUCAGGAGUGUUAAAUAAGGAAGUUGUAAAUAAUUAAAAGCUUCUCGGUGUAAAGAACUGUUAUCGGAAAAGACCACUAAUACUUUUCACAUAUGCUACAUUAGAGUGAAAGUAUUUUUCCCAUUUUUUUAUUAGACUAGAUAUCAAUAAACAUUAAAUUGAGCUAAUUUUAUAUUAAUUAAUUAAUAUCCUUGAAAUGUAGAAAAUUACUUGCUUGUUUCUAUCCCUCAUGCGUGUAGUGUAGGAUACAUUUGAUCACAUUUGAGAUCAUUAUAAUAGAGUUCACCUCCUGGAGCACAUUUCAUAUCAUAGUAUGUAUUUAUUACACUAAACAUCUGUUGAAUGUAAUAAUAACUUUAAUACUGAUGCUGUAAUUAACUGCAUUAUGUUUAAUGAAGAAUUACAACCAUUUACUUGAUGCAUUAGCUUCAACACAUGAAUUAAUCGAGUUUUCAUUAUUCUCUUUAAUAACUGGCUGACCUGCAUGUGACACUAACAAAAGAAGCAAGUGUAUACAAAUGUAUAGCAAAAAGUUUUAGCACAGCAACUGUGAAUAUGUAAAUAUGUCAUCAUCAGCCAGACAUAUGUAUAUAUUUGUUAAGACUGAUGUCAGCAAGGUGAACUGCAUGAUCCACCUUAUUUUGGGGAAAGGUGUAGGCAAUUUGGGUGAACCCAUCUGGCUCUGGACAGGUGGAAUCAUUAAGGACAUUCACUGUAAUCCACAUGGCUCAUGGGGAGGAAACUGGCAUCCGUUUUAGGUCAAAUCAUCUGGCUCUGACACCUCCUGAUCCAUGUGUGAGCUUCUGUUUGAGCUGCCUCUGGAUUCCAGUUUUUUUUUCUCCGAUCUCAAACCGCUCUCGCCCACUCUGAGCGGAGGAGAAGCCAAUUCUCAUAAAUACAGAUGGAGCAGUAAACACUAAGGAUAUCUUUAGACUUAUGUAAAUUCAGUGUUCUGGAGAAUUAGCCUAGUGUUAAGAUGUGAAAUAGCUAAGAUGUGUCAGUUCCAAUGUAAUGUAAAGCUUACGUUAUUUAUUUGCAACUGCAAUCUACUUCGAUCUACUUGCAACUACAAGAUUUUAAGUUUCUGUUUAACACCUUCUCCAAGUCCAUCUUUUCGACACUGUGUGAAGAGAUAAAUGUCCAUUCUUAUCAUUAGCUGUAAGCUACAGGGCCUGUGUGUGUGU